Trypanosoma rangeli is the source of this 498-nucleotide messenger RNA. RefSeq lists its product as uncharacterized. NCBI's taxonomy places the organism in Eukaryota, Euglenozoa, Kinetoplastea, Trypanosomatida, Trypanosomatidae. The transcript has a single exon. Bases 1 to 498 code for a protein of 165 amino acids. The record is from RefSeq and is a predicted model, not a curated record.
AUGAGCCUGCAGUACAUCACAGGGGAAAGGUUGCGUCAGAGCCUGCAGCGCUCCACACGCAACGGCCAAGGAAAAGGUGGUAGUGCACAGGGUGACAGGAAGGGCGGGCAGGCGGAGGGGGCCAUGAAGAACAAGUACGACUUGCCAGAGAAGGUGCGGUGGUACCACACGCUGUGGGACAUGCGUAACAAGGAGUUCCGCAGGACUUUUGUGACGAGCAAACGCCGCCAGUGGCGUCUGUUUUGGAAGUACGAGAGCCAUCUGGUCUACGAGCGCGUCAUCAUGGGCUUUAUUGUGGCAACGGGACUGUUUUUGAUGUCAAACGCGGACCUGACGGUGGCUCUGUUUCGGCUGCCUACCGAGGACGUCAACGAGCUGCUUAAGCAGGACGUCUGGAAGAAGUAUAGGAACGAGAUCAACGAAAGGAAGGAGCACGCAAGCAAGAUGCUCGAGGAGUCUAGCUACAUCCAGGACAAAAACAAACCCCUCUCUUCGUAG